Molecule: messenger RNA, 720 nt
Organism: Batrachochytrium dendrobatidis JAM81
Lineage: Eukaryota; Fungi; Chytridiomycota; Chytridiomycetes; Rhizophydiales
Exons: 1
Coding region: 1-720 (239 amino acids)
Source: RefSeq, a predicted model, not a curated record
AUGGGUCAAUGCGAAUAUUCCAAUCCUGCAACAUGUGAAUGCGCAACACAGGCCAGUUUACCAGGAAUCCUCUUGAUGUCAUUCACAAUUGGAUGGAUGCUAUGGCCACUCUAUGUCAUUAUCAGCAAUAUACAGGUUUUGAUCUAUCCGGGCCUAGACAUUGCACAAAACCCACCAGCAUACUUUACCAACAUUCUGCAAUGUCAGUACGAAUUGAUUGAUUGGAUCUUUACACGAGCACAUCUGCCAUAUCGUAUGGAAGUUGUACGAGCAUUGACUCAAAUACGAUACACACCUGUCAACACCACACCAUAUGAUACCAUCGAAUCGUCUAAAGCAAUUCCUUAUGAAAUUCAGCACAUGAUACUCCGCAUUGUCAAUGCUGACUUGGAAGUCCGGAAAAACAAGUACACAUCUCGACUGCUUUUACCAACCAUACCCACCCCAACCAAGAAACUCCAUGAUUCAAUCCAGAUUUGGUUGCAGCCUCUUGCCAUGGUAAUGGGAUUCAAUGAAAAUCCAUUUGGAAUCAACCCAUACUAUACAAUCAUGGGUGGGAAACAAGACGUUUGGAUUGCCAUGUUUUCAAGGGAUUUGGCCCUGUUGAGUUUUUCAAUUAUUAUGCGGGCCAGUUGUAUAAUGGUGCUGUAUCGAUGUAUUCGACCAUGUAUUGCAGUAUCCCAAAAUGCCAUUGUAGAUGGAGUGAAUAUUGAAUUUUGA